AUGCCAGCAACUCUAACAGACACAGUCAUACCCACUCCGAGUAACCACCACAAACCAACCCAACCCCAGCAACCCCAACAGACCCAAGCACCCCUACCCCCAGCAACCCCCACAGACCCAAGCACCCCUACCCCAAGAGCUGCUCCCACAGACCCAAGCACCCCUACCCCCAGCAACCCCAACAUACCCAAGCACCUCUACCCCCAGCAACCCCCACAGACCAAAGCACCCCUACUCCCAGCAACCCCAACAGAUCCAAGCACCCCUACCCCCAGCAACCCCCACAGACCCAAGCACCCCUACCCAAAGCAACCCCAACAGACCCAAGCACCCCUACCCCCAGCAACCCCAACAUACCCAAGCACCCCUUCCCCCAGCAACCCCCACAGACCCAAGCACAACUACCCCAUCCACCCCCACAGACCCAAGCACCCCUACCCCAAGAGCAGCCCCCACAGACCCAAGCACCUCUACCCAAAGCAACCCAAACAGACCCAAGCACCCCUACCCCCAGCAACCCCUAGAGACCAAAGCAUCCUUACCCCCAGUAACCCCCACAGACCCAAGCACAACUACCCCAUCCACCCCCACAGACCCAAGCACCCCUACCCCAAGAGCAGCCCCCACAGACCCAAGCAUUUCUACCCCAAGCAACCCAAACAGACCCAAGCACCCCUACCCCCAGCAACCCCCAGAGACCAAAGCAUCCUUACCCCCAGUAACCCCCACAGACCCAAGCACAACUACCCCAUCCACCCCCACAGACCCAAGCACCCCUACCCCAAGAGCAGCCCCCACAGACCCAAGCAUUUCUACCCCAAGCAACCCAAACAGACCCAAGCACCCCUACCCCCAGCAACCCCCAGUGACCCAAGCACACUACCCCCAGCAACCCCCACAGACCCAAGCACCCCUACCCCAAACAACCCCCACAGACCCAAGCAUCCCUACCCCCAGGCAACCCCCACAGACUCAAGCACCCUACCCCUGCAACCUCGACAGACCCAUCCACCCCUAUUAACUGCUGGGUCCCUUUGUGUCUGUCACAAAGGCGUUUGCAUCAACAACCCUGGCACGGAUCGUGCGUUGUCGUCCAUGAGGAUGAAGUCUCGCCCGAUUGCACCAGGAUACGGUCUCGCGUACACACCCAGAAUGUCAUCCUGUCGCUGUGCCCCGCUACAGGGCAUCGAAAACAGUUCUUCCAGCUCUACUAAUCCCAUCCCAAAUCAUGACUGUGCCCUCUCCAUAUCGGUCAUGUUCGGUAACUUUGAAAUCCUUGUAUACGCCACACUCGUGCACGACCAUCUGUGA
This is a messenger RNA of Haliotis rufescens (red abalone), 1311 nucleotides long. Its product is annotated as sporozoite surface protein 2-like. The record is from RefSeq and is a predicted model, not a curated record. The transcript is spliced from 2 exons. Lineage: Eukaryota; Metazoa; Mollusca; Gastropoda; Lepetellida; Haliotidae. The coding region runs from base 1 to 1311 and encodes 436 amino acids.